AUGACCAUACAAAUGUUACAAAUACUGACUAUAUACCUAUUACUGCUACAUUAUGUAAUCGCCAAUAUUGCUUACAGUGUGUCAACUCCAUUUCCACAAUGGUUGACAGAUAUAACAGGCUUGAAGAAAUGGCCCGGCUUGGAUCCACCGUUCAUUCCUAAUAUCAAGUUGGAUAACAUUCCGGAAAACUCAAGAUACAAUCAUGAAAGGUGCCGCACUCGAUGGGGUUAUAGUCCACCAAAAAUUGCUCAUUUGAUUGCGAUGGUUGUUGCUCUAAGACAGAUAUUUACACCUGCUCAACUUUUACACAAACAUUUGAUGAUGGACCUUCAAUAUAUACUAACCAAUUACUAG
This is a messenger RNA of Nakaseomyces glabratus, 354 nucleotides long. RefSeq lists its product as uncharacterized. The record is from RefSeq and is a predicted model, not a curated record. Lineage: Eukaryota; Fungi; Ascomycota; Saccharomycetes; Saccharomycetales; Saccharomycetaceae.